AUGGCUAUAGCGCAGUCGCAAGGUGUUCUAUUCGAUCAACUUCCCUUCCAAUGUUUUCAGGAAGCACGAAAAGUCCUUACCGAGGAUAGACAGGAGAAACUCCAACAAAUCCAGACUAUGAGAGACAGAAUAGCGAGGCUACAACAAAGUGAUGGCAAUGCGCUACAUCGAGGUGGUGAACAGUACAAGCAGAAGCGGCUGGAGAGUAUGAGAACAGAGCUCGAACACCUGAAGAUUUUGGCCGAUAUCAAUGAUCCCAAUGUCAAACGGCGGUUCGAGGACGGAAAAGGAGAUAUGAGCAAGCCUAUCUAUCGUUUCUUGGCCGAUCGCAAAUGGAGAGAAUACGUGCGAAAGAUCUUGAUACAGAGAGUAACGCAGAUGAAGGUGGUACCUGAUGUCGUACCUCAUUGCGAUCCUAUAGUCGACAUCAAGAUCAAAUUCGGGCGAACCAACGUACAAUCUGGCGAUUUCGUUGAUUCGGCCAUCAGCGAGAAGCCCUGUCAGCUUACAGUGCAGUCUUUCGAAAAAGAUCCUAAGCUCAUUACGAUUGCCAUCGUCGAUCCUGAUGUACCCAAUCUCGAAACCGACAGCUUCAAUUCAAGAUGCCACUUCCUGGCCUCAAACGUCCAGAUUGAUGCCCUGACACCACAUCUCGAUCUUGCAAAGCUUGCUGAAGAGCAGGUACUUGUACCAUGGCUACCUCCCACAGCCCAGAAGGGGAGUCCAUACCACAGGCUGUCAAUCGUUCUAUUUCAGCAAAAGGACAACAUCUCCGUCGACAAGGCCGUUGCCUUGAGGAACAUUCAACAGACCGAUUUCCGAACCCGGAGCUUCAUGACGCGCCAUAUGCUGACACCUAUUGGAGCCUCACUUUUCCGAACCAAGUGGGACGACAAUAUGGGUGCUGUCAUGCAACGUGCAGGAAUAGACGGCGCCGAAUUGGAGCUGAAGAGAGUCAAGGUUCAGCCAUUGCCUUAUAAGAGGAGAAAUCCAUCUACUUUCAGGUAG
Molecule: messenger RNA, 1008 nt
Organism: Lithohypha guttulata
Lineage: Eukaryota; Fungi; Ascomycota; Eurotiomycetes; Chaetothyriales; Trichomeriaceae
Gene: MRPL35
Product: mitochondrial 54S ribosomal protein YmL35
Exons: 2
Coding region: 1-1008 (335 amino acids)
Source: RefSeq, a predicted model, not a curated record